UCAAGAUGAGGGUCAACAGCAAAGUGCUGUGGUUUUUGCUGGCUCUAGUAUUAAUUGCUUUUAGUUCUGCUGAGGCACGCAAACGUAAACACAACCGAGUUCGAGUGGGAAGACACAAUAAUCCCAGUUCCAGUCAUUAUAAUGUGAAACAUGAUCUGAAAUCGUUGUCGAUCAAGCAUAAAUUAAAGUUAUCCAAGGCAAUUGUGGACAAUGCAGUGUCAGCCUCCACAAAGACAGGAACGACGGCAGCGACAAAUGCAGCUAGUCUGGGAAAUGCAUACAACACGGAAUAUUAUAUAACUGUUCAUAUUGGUACACCGCCCCAAGAGUUUCGUCUACUGAUUGAUACUGGCUCCGCGAACCUUUGGGUGCCCUCCAGCAAGUGUCCAUCGACAGUGAAAGCCUGUGCGGCCCAUCAGCGUUAUAACUCGAGUGCGUCCAGCACUUAUAAGGCGAAUAAUACGGCAUUUCAAAUAGAAUACGCCUCGAAUACGGCAGGUGGUGUGGCACUCGAUGGCUUCCUUUCACAGGAUACCGUGGCAAUCGGGGAUUUGGCCAUUAAGAAUCAAGUGUUUGCCGAAAUGACAAAUGAACCAGAUGGAACAUUUUUAACCUCUCCCUUUGACGGCAUGAUCGGUCUGGCUUAUGCAAGUAUAUCGAUAAAUGGCGUCAUUCCGCCAUUAUACAAUCUAAUAUCCCAGGGGCUGAUUCCGGAGCCAAUUUUCUCCAUCUAUCUCAAUCGGAAUGGCACAAACGCCACCAAUGGCGGUGAAUUGAUCCUUGGUGGCAUUGAUCCAGCCCUUUAUAGUGGUUGCUUGACUUAUGUUCCAGUCUCCCAGCAAGGAUAUUGGCAAUUUGAAAUGACCAGCGCCACACUGAACGAUCAAGAGUUUUGUGACAAUUGUCAGGCAAUUCUCGAUGUGGGCACUUCUCUAAUUGUUGUGCCCAACUCGGAGAUAAAGGAGAUUAAUCAAAUUUUGGGUGUAACUAAUCCGAAUGCGACAUCUGGAGCAUUUUUGGUCGAUUGUGCAACAAUUUCAAAAUUACCUGAUAUUAUUUUUACAAUUGCUCGCAAAGAGUUUGCUUUGAAAUCGACGGACUAUAUCCUAAAAUAUGGCAACACUUGUGUAUCAGGGUUUUCCACCUUGGAUGGCAUCGACUUUUGGAUUCUUGGUGAAGUUUUUAUGGGUGCCUAUUAUACUGUAUUUGAUAUUGGUUAUAAUCAAAUUGGCAUUGCCACUGCAGUGCAUUAGGUAGUUUAAUCAAAUUUUUGUUUGUACCUUACUAAUUCGGCAGAGUUGCCACAUGUUCACACUAAUCGACAGUGUUUGUCAGGUGUUGGGUAAAUUUGAAAAGCAUUUUAACGGUCGUUAACUGGAAUAAAAAUAAUAUUAAAAAAAAACAAACUAA
Drosophila willistoni is the source of this 1410-nucleotide messenger RNA. RefSeq names its product lysosomal aspartic protease. Gene Ontology annotation, cellular component: lysosome. The record is from RefSeq and is a predicted model, not a curated record. Gene Ontology annotation, molecular function: aspartic-type endopeptidase activity. Gene Ontology annotation, biological process: proteolysis; cell death. NCBI's taxonomy places the organism in Eukaryota, Metazoa, Arthropoda, Insecta, Diptera, Drosophilidae. The coding region runs from base 6 to 1253 and encodes 415 amino acids. The transcript has a single exon.